Molecule: messenger RNA, 1068 nt
Organism: Oikopleura dioica
Lineage: Eukaryota; Metazoa; Chordata; Appendicularia; Copelata; Oikopleuridae
Source: the annotation of a GenBank genome assembly
AUGAGACCAAAGGGCGAAUCUUCUGAAGAAAACAACCGAAUGCUCUGCCGUCAAUUGUUUGUCGGUCUGAUUCCUGGCUCAUGGACGCACGAAAACCUCUGCAAGCACAUCUGCGAGUACCUCCACAUCCCACUUGACAAAGCCGAACAAGAGAUUCACUUCGACAGGAAAAUCUCUAACAAAGAUUCCGGGACGAAGAAGAAAAUCGCGUUUCUCCGAUUUGCGAAACCGAUGAUCCACAAAAAAGCACUUGAUAAAGCGACUUUCAAGGGCAGCCCAGUUGUUCUCAACAUCAAGGAAUCCAAUCAAGAGGAUUUGAAGCGAAAACUCUUCAUCGGCAAGCUGAGCGAUCACGUGACAGUAGACGAUGUUGAAAAACUUAUUUCCAAGAUCUCUCCCGAGGCGGCAAAGUACAUCGAGAAUAACUUCCCCCAGGUUCCCGAGAAGAGCGAAGGAAAGCCGAAAAUCGCUUUCAUCCAGUUUGAAAACCACCACGCCGCGUACUGCGUCAAAGAGGCGCUCAAGCGAGUGCUCCAGCACCCCCGGCCAGAUGUAAUCUCCUUGUUGGAGCACAUGUGCCGCCCUGGCGCCAAGCUCCGGGAUGUAGUUGAAUCCGUCAGCUACUACAAACGAAGCAAGAACGAUACUCUCUUCGGCCCCAACGCUUCCGGCUCUGUUCGAUCGCUCAACACGAACAAGAGCAACAUGGAGUUUUGGUACCAAGAGAGCAAAACCAGCGUGACGAUUCACAUCCGAAAAGAUCACGCAAUCAGAAGCGUCACCAUUCCCGCCAAGGACAUCAAGAAGAAGCCCCACCACUUGAUCCCAGCCCGUGGCGCUACUAUCGAGUACCGAGAAAUGGUCCCUGGCUUCUCCGAGAUGAGCCUCCACUCCAGCAGCUCUUUUGCUCGACAUUUCAACACGAGCUCGCUCUACUCAGCCCCUGGACCAGCUCGCCAGUCUAACACUGGAGGCUCGCGGCUGCGAAACUCUGUGAGCGCUCAGAAUCAUCAAUCGAUGCUCCAGCAGUCUCACACCUCCUUCCAUAGCCUCCACCAUCCCUUCUAA